UAGUGGGUUUUCACUGAAAACAGCUGCCUACUGUGUCAGAAAACAAUGUUAUGAGAGCGGUGAGAGUGAACCCACUCAAUGAGGAAGUGUGUAAAAGUAGAGUGCUGCAGAGCAGGAUUCUGCAAUAACAGCAGAUAUGGGAUCAGGCAGGAGGAUGUGUGGGACUCAGCUCUGGCUGCUGGCCUCACUGGCUUUUUUCUCCUUAACUUCUCUGGCUGAUGGAUCUCCAAUGAAGGUGAUGUCUGCCCCCAACGUGUUGCGGAUAGGAACAGCAGAAAACAUCUUCGUGGAGUGUCAAGACUGCACCGAUGAAAAUGAUUUCAGAGUUGUAAUCAAUGUAUUGAAGUAUCCAAGCAAAUCCAAAAGGCUGGCAUCCACAUCUGUGAACCUUACCCGAGCAAAUCAUUUCCAGGACACUGGACAAAUUAAUAUCCCUGUGGGAGACUUCAAUAUGGAUCCCAACAUGAAGCAGUAUGUCUACCUGAGAGCUAUGUUCCCCGAUGUAGAACUGGAGAAAGUCGUCCUCGUGUCUUUCCAGUCCGGCUACAUCUUCAUCCAGACGGACAAGACCCUCUACACCCCAAACAGUAAAGUGCACUACAGGAUAUUUGCACUGACGCCCCACAUGGACCCAGUGGGGAGGGAUAAUGAAACCAGAACUGACGCUUCUAUUGCCAUUAACAUUCUGACUCCUGAAGGCAUCAUUUUACCUGUUGAUCCAGUCUCUCUGAAAUCAGGGCUCCACUCUGGGGAUUACCAACUUGGUGAAAUUGUCAGUACUGGACAGUGGAAAGUGGUGGCCAAGUUCCACAGCAAACCACAGCAGAGCUACUCCGCAGAGUUCGAGGUCAAAGAAUAUGUGCUGCCCAGUUUUGAGGUGAAACUGACACCUGUAAGCUCCUUCUUCUACGUGGACAGUCCAGAGCUCAUCGUCAACAUCAAAGCUACAUAUCUGUUUGGUGGACAGGUGGAUGGGUCAGCCUUCGGGAUAUUUGGGGUUGUGCAUGAGGGUCGGAAGAUGAGCUUUCCCAGCUCUCUUCAGAGAGUGGCGAUCGAGGGAGGUGAUGGAGAGGUCUUGCUGAAGAGCGAGCAAAUCACAAAGACCUUCGAAAACAUCCUCGACCUGGUGGGGAGUUCCAUAUUUGUAGCUGUCAGUGUGCUGACAGAGAGUGGUCAUGAAAUGGUGGAGGCGGAGUUGAGAAGUAUCCAGAUUGUCACCUCACCCUACACCAUCCACUUCAGGAAAACCCCCAAAUAUUUCAAACCAGGAAUGUCCUUUGAUGUUGUGAUUGAAGUUCUGAAACCUGACGGCAGUCCGGCACAAGGCGUUGUAGUGGUGAUGGAUGCAGACAGGGUGGAAGGCAUCACUGCCGCCAAUGGCUUGGCAAGGCUUUCCAUCAAUACAGUAAAAAAUCCUAAACCACUGACAAUCACAGCAAAGACCAAUGAUCCUCAUAUUUCACCUGAAAGGCAAGCAUCAACCAACAUGACAGCUCUCCCAUAUAGCACCAAAAGCAACAAUUACAUCCACAUAGGGGUGGAUGCGGCUGUAGUAACAUUAGGAGACAACCUGAAGAUCAAUCUCAACCUCAACAGGCAGGAAAAUGCACAAAAUGACAUCACAUACCUGAUCCUGAGCAGAGGUCAGCUGAUAAAAUAUGGUCGUUACAUGAUGAGAGGUCAAGUGCUGAUUUCCAUGACACUUCCCAUCACCAAAGACAUGCUGCCAUCAUUCCGCAUCUUAGCCUACUACCAUACAAAUGACAAUGAAGUGGUAUCAGACUCCGUUUGGGUGGAUGUCAAAGACUCCUGCAUGGGCUUGCUGAAGUUGGAACCAUCAAGACCUGCUCCGUCCUAUGAGCCUCGCAAGAUGUUUGGUCUUAAGGUCACUGGAGAUCCAGAAGCCACAGUGGGAUUGGUGGCAGUUGACAAAGGCGUCUACGUCCUUAAUAACAAGCACCGCCUCACCCAGAAGAAGGUGUGGGACACUGUAGAGAAAUAUGACACAGGCUGCACACCAGGUGGAGGGAAGGACAGUAUGAGUGUGUUCUACGAUGCUGGGCUAUUGUUUCAGUCCAACACGGCUUCUGGGACUCCCUACAGACAAGAAUUGAAAUGUCCGGCCCCCAACAGGAGGAGACGAGCCACUACUAUAAUGGAAGUUACAACCAGCUUAGUGAGUCAGUAUAGAGAUGAACUACAACGGGACUGUUGUUUGGAUGGCAUGAGGGAAAACCCCACUUCAUACAGCUGUGAGAUUCGCAGCGAGUACAUCUCAGACGGUGCAGCCUGUAUCGAGGCCUUCCUGCGCUGCUGCAAGGAGAUUGAAAGUCAGCGAGCUGAGAAGAAGGAGGAAAACCUCCAACUGGCUCGCAGUGAAGAAGAAGAUAACAGUUACAUGGACAGCAAUGAAAUUGUUUCACGCACCAAAUUCCCUGAAAGUUGGCUGUGGUCAGACAUCAAACUGCCUGCUUGCUCUCGACAAACACCCAACUGCGAGUCCACAUCAUCUGUGAAAAACGUUCCUUUGCAAGACUCAAUCACAACCUGGCAGUUCACUGGCAUUAGUCUGUCAAGAACCCAUGGUAUCUGUGUGGCUGAUCCAUUAGAGGUAAUUGUCCGGAAGGAAUUCUUCAUUGAUCUCAGACUGCCGUACUCUGCUGUCCGUGGAGAGCAGCUGGAAAUUAAGGCUAUCCUCCACAACUACAGCCCUGAUCCUGCCACUGUGCGUGUGGAUCUGAUUGAGGAGGAGCAUGUGUGUAGUGCAGCUUCUAAACGUGCAAGGUAUCGUCAGGAGGUCAAAGUCGGACCUGAAAAUAGCCGAUCUGUACCCUUUGUCAUAAUUCCCACAAGGGAGGGACAAUUCCGCAUUGAGGUCAAAGCAGCUGUUAAAGACUCGUCACUCAGUGAUGGAGUCAUGAAGAUGCUGCGGGUGGUGCCUGAAGGCUUACUGAUACAAUGGCCUCAGAUUGUAACCCUGGAUCCUGCAAAUAAAGGCGUAGAUGGUAAACAAGUGGAAAUUAUCAACAGUGGAAUUCCUAGGAAAGAUUUUCUUCCAAACACACCCACUAGCACACAGAUCUCUGUGAAAGGAAGACAGCAAGCAAGGCUGAAGAAUGCCAUCAGUGGGACACCACUGGGUACUCUGAUCUACCAGCCCUCAGGCUCUGGGGAGGAGAACAUAAUCCACAUGACCCUGUCUGUCAUUGCGACCACAUAUUUGGACAAGGCCAUCCUGUGGGAAUCUGUGGGCAUUGAUAGACGUAACGAAGCCCUCCAACACAUCAUUACCGGUUACCAUAAUCAGCUUGCCUACCGUAAAAAGGAUGGGUCUUUUGCUGUGUAUCCCAGUCACCAAAGCAGCACCUGGCUGACAGCUUACGUUGUGAAGGUGUUUUCCAUGGCCUACCAUCUGGUGGCAGUGGAAAGUGGAGUUAUCUGCGACGCUGUCAAGUUUCUGAUUUUCAAAGCACAGCAAAGUGAUGGCUUGUUUAGAGAAGUUGGAAGGGUGAACAACAGAGAGAUGGUUGGUGAUGUGUGCGGAACAGAUUCAGAUGCAUCCAUGACGGCCUUCUGUCUCAUCGCCAUGCAGGAGUCACGCACCAUAUGUGCUGACGCUUUUAAUCGUCUGCCAGGCAGUAUAGACAAAGCAGUGGCCUACCUGGAGAAGUGUCUGCCCAGCUUAAUCAACCCUUAUGCUAUUGCCAUGGCAUCAUACGCCCUGGCCAAUGAAAACAAAUUGAACCAGGAAAUUCUCUACAAGUUUGCUUCCCCAGGUUUCCUCAAAAAGUAUUUACAUACAUAUUCAGAAGCAGAGUCUACAGAGUUGUCCCACUGGCCUGUACCUAAGGGACGUGUUUACACACUAGAGGCCACAGCUUAUGCUCUUCUGGCUCUGGUCAAGGCCAAGGCUUUUAAAGAAGCUGGACCUAUUGUGAGAUGGUUCAACAAACAGCAGAGAGUGCGUGGAGGCUAUGGAUCAACUCAGGCUACCAUGAUAGUGUAUCAGGCUGUAGCAGAGUACUGGGCCUCUGCCAAAGAACCAGAGUAUGAUCUGAAUGUCGACAUCUUGUUGCCGGGCAGGGCAAAGCCUGAAAAGUACAACUUCAACACUGAGAACCACUAUGCCACGAGAACAUCUAAAAUCAACAAUAUAAACCAGAAUGUGAAAGUGACUGCUGAAGGAACAGGAGACGCAACAGUGACAAUGGUGUCGAUGUAUUAUGCUCGGCCCGUAGAGAAGGAGAGCGACUGUCAGAAGUUUAACCUGUCAGUGGAGCUCCGCCCAGAGAAAAUGGAUGAGGAUGAGAAGAUAUACAAGCUAAGAAUAGAAGUUUUGUAUAAGGACACGGAGCACGAUGCAACAAUGUCAGUCUUGGAUAUCGGCUUGUUAACUGGCUUCACCGUGAACACAAAAGACCUGAACUUAUUGUCUAAAGGACGUGCCCGCACCAUUGCAAAAUAUAAGAUGAAUACCGAGUCAGAAAGAGGCUCGGUGACCAUCUACCUGGACAAGGUUUCUCACACACGACCAGAGGAGAUCACUUUUAGGGUCCAUCAGAAGCUGAAAGUGGGCGUCCUACAACCAGCAGCUGUGUCUGUCUAUGAAUACCAUUAUCAUCAAUACAGUAACAAAACUCAUUGUGUGAAAUUCUACCAUCCACAGAGGAGGGCUGGACAGCUACUGAGGCUCUGUAGAAAUGAUGAAUGCACAUGUGCUGAAGAGAACUGCAGUAUGCAGAAGAAGGGUAAAAUCAGCAAUGAUGAACGCACAGCUAAGCCUUGUGAGACUGAAGUAAACAGCAAAAUAGAUUUUGUGUACAAAGUGAGUCUGGAAGAAUUUACAGACGGUUUGUCCACUGACAUUUACACAGUGCAGGUACUCGAAGUCAUCAAAGAAGGAAGUCUUGAUGUGGGUCCUCAGGGUAAACUGCGCACAUUCCUUAGUUAUCCACACUGCAGAGUGGCUUUAGAUUUGAGGAUAGGAAAAACCUACCUCAUCAUGGGAAUUUCCAAGGAUAUUUACACAGACGAACAGAGUCAAUCGCAUCAGUACGUGCUCGGUGCGAGAACCUGGAUCGAGUACUGGCCCACAGAAGCAGAGUGUCAGACUGAUGAAUACAAACCUACCUGUUCUGGCAUAAAGGGAAUGGUCGAGCAGUACAGACUCUUUGGAUGUCAGCAGUAAUGAAACUGAAGGCAAUAAAAUGUUAUCUUUAAGUUGUUUUUAUUUUGCAUUAUUUUCUAAGGGUUUAGACUACAGUCCAUAAAUUACAGUGUAAAUAUUUAGUACAUUUUGCUAUCAAUAAAAUACUUGAUACUGUACUGGGACCAACACUGAAAUUAUUGCGACUCCUUUAAGUAAAGAAUUCAGAAUAUCUUAAGAAAUAAAUGCAAAUUAACAAAUUUUUUAUAAUCAGAUUAUUUAAUAAAAUGACCAAAGUUACUGAACAUAAAAAAAAACUUGCUCUCAUAUGAAAUAAAAAAUACAGACAUAAAAUGUACCCUUGAUAAGGGACACUCCUUCGAAGACAACACCAUACAUAUUUUGGAUAGGGAGGACAGGUGGUUUGAAAGAGAAGCAAUCAACGUUAAAGUAGAGCAACCACUCCUCAGCAGAGGAGAACGUUGACAACACCGCUUAUCCCCCACCUGCAAUGCUAUCUCUUAAUCCUUUCCCAGGAGAUUUAACAACCGCUUUGGCCUCCUUUAAAAACUCCAAUGACUGUCAAAUGUUGAAUGUCAUAUUCAUACACUGAUCAGCUACAACAUUAAAAAGCAGUUACUGGCUUUAAUGCUGUGGCUGAUCAGUCAAGAUUUCUUUUAAUCAUUUCUUUUUGUUCCAAAAAAGGUCCUCAUUGUCCUGCCAAAGAAUUUCCGGAUUCUCUUCAGUCGGCUCUUCUUAACUUUGGCAGGUGGACACUUAUCUGGUGACCCGCCAAUGGCCGAUGUCUCUUGAGCUGGACCGGCUACACCUUGGCUAACAGCUGGUCCCUCUACAGCUGAGCCAGCAGCGUCUAUUCCUGCGGCAGCUUCUGCUCCAUCAGAUGAAUGAGGCAUGUUUUUUACGCUGUCACAGGAGCGAGGAACAGCUGCGUCAUUUAACUGAGGUGUGGCUGAAGGCUCUUCAUCAUUGGGCUCGUCCUCAGCCUCCCCAUUAGGAGAUAGCUCCUCAUCGAAGUUGUCCAUUGGUACGACCGCCAUUUUCUCUGAAGAAUUCUUGGCACUGAAUAAAACAUGACAAUAAAUGAAUGAUAACUCAAUCAGUAAACAAAUCUUUCCAACCCUACUGAAAUCAAAACACAGUAACUUACUACAAGCUGAUCUCUACUUCAUCCACCAGAUGGGCCAUUGUGACAAAGGGGUGAGUGAGAGCCUUCCCCGGAGUGAUCCUCUUCUCUGCGUCUGUAUUUAGAAGGCAUUUCAGGAGACUGACAAAUGCUCUUCGAUCCUCCACCUCAAUGUUUUCCUGCGUCUCCGAGUCAUGCUGUAUUUAAAACAAAGUGGGUGACAGUUCAGUUUAACUGCUUCCUGUCUCUCUGCCACAGAGCAAAUUGAGAUCAAUUCAUUCUUUAGUCAAGAAAUUGACCACUUACUCUUAUCAGGUCAUCCAGGCUUCUUAACCACAUGUGCCAUCUUUUGGGCUCGAUGCCAGUGCCAAGCCGGUAUUCCCUCGGGGUCUACAGGAACAAAACAUGCAUUUUGGAUACUUCCUCCUUAAUGUGUUAAACAUUUUAAAAGAGUUGUUGUCUAAUUCGGAGAUAAAACAAAGCUGAAAGACUGAACCAAGUUAAAAUACCUUCAUCCACCAUCUUGGGUUGUCCCAGUGCUGGUUCACCUUAAAAAAUUUGUGGGUGUGUUUCCCAGCACUGAGGAGGUGGUCAGCUGGCUGGCCCAGAAUGUCUACGAUGCGUCUAAUCUGAAGAGAGAAUAUUAAGAAUCACAUCAGCCGACACACUACAUCAAGUCCCCUUUUGGGUUUCGACAUGUGUCUUGGGCAGAAUGUUACAGUAGUUGCAAUCAAAUCUAGAUAUAUUUGGCUACUUACCAACUGGUACUCGCAGUGUGCCGCAAACAGCUUUUUUCCGAGGUACAGGAACCCUAGCACACAACCAAGACCCCACAUGUCUAUGGCCUCGGACACGGGUAGACCCAGGAUGACUUCAGGAGCCCUAUGUGUAGCAUACAAGAACCACAAGAGCUAUUAAGUACAUUGUCAAAUGCAGCAUGCGUACUGAAGAUUGACACAGCAUCCGCUGGAUCAUUUACAGCAUAAACACACAACUGCAAACGUGUUAAAUGAUGAGCUUUGCGGAUUGAAUUUACCUGUAACGCAGAGGCUGAAUUCUCUUCCCUUGUGUUUCUGAAGGACACGCCAAAAUCUAUAAGUUUUACUCGGAAGGGCUGAGCUGGGUGGUUUAUCAGCAUUAUAUUGUCUGGCUUCAGGUCCGAGUAAACGACACCAAAGCCCUUCAGAGCGUCAAAGGCCGUCAGCAACUGCAGAGACAGAGGACACAAUGUAGACAGUUAAAGAUACCAUUGACCACGGUGGAGGCUGUUACUUAAGCAUUUAACUUCUUUCUCAGCUGGCUUAGUAUAUUGCUAUUACUCGUUGAAAGAUUGAUCAAAUCAGCAUGGUAUCAGCAGUUCAUUUAAGAAACAAAACUUAGGCAAGAAGAUGUGAAAAAACUUCACUAUCAAAACAAAUUAAAUGAUCUACCUCUCUUUCAGCGGCAGCCUCACUUUUUAGGAUCUUGAGGGCCACGGGCUCUGAUGUGUUUAAAUUCACAGCCUUGGCAACUUUGCCAAAGCACCCUUCACCAAUGAAAUCCUUCAUGAGGUAGCGACAUGUGCUGCCUGACAAUAUGUCUAUUACUAUAUCACUCAGCAGUGGUCGCAGAUGGUAGCAGGUCCCCCAAUAGCAAUAUCACUGCUAUGUACAUUUGCAACUGGCAAUUUUCAUAGAGUGCUAUUCUAACUACAUGCUUGACUACGAGAGCUCUGGCUUCAAGCAUUACUGGGGCUGGAGCCAACGGCUCAGUUUGAUGCGGCUCUGGACCACCAUGGUCCUACGCCACACUAAUGUCCACUUCAGGCAAUUCUGGAGGGGAAAAGACCUCCCACAAGCCACUUCUUCUCUAUCAAACCCAUAGGCAUUAACGUAAACAGCUCUGGGGGGUUUUGGGACAUCCACAGAUCCAUCAUGACCAAGUGUUCAGCGUUUCUCUAACUUUACAGUGGCGAGCAGGGUCACAGGUAAGGCUAUUGGAAACAGGUUGAUCACUGUUUCCAUGCAGGGACAUCCCUUAUGUUUGAACAUGUGAAAACAAAACAAGCGAAAUUUCUAGAUGUCAGUAGCCCCUUAGAUUUUCAGUGUCCUACAUUAAAUGGGAAAUUUUGACAUGAUGUUGUUAAAGAAAAGGUUUUGUAGUUACUAAGAAAUACGUAUUCAUCCUCUGCAGCGCCAUGAAUUUCAGAGCAAAUUUUAUGGAAAUUAGGUUAGCAGUUGCUGUGUAGUAGUUUUAAUAUUUUGACCAAAGGGACAGCCUGAUGGACAGAGUGAAGUGCAGUCUGUUAAUGUUUUCAAAAGAUUGAAGAAUUGUGUAGCUAUGACAACUUGCUGUAAAUACUGUAAACAAAUCCGACCAACAAUUAGACAAUCACCGUCAAAUUAAUAGGCA
Molecule: messenger RNA, 8681 nt
Organism: Xiphias gladius (swordfish)
Lineage: Eukaryota; Metazoa; Chordata; Actinopteri; Istiophoriformes; Xiphiidae
Product: complement C3-like
Exons: 43
Coding region: 137-5188 (1683 amino acids)
Cellular component (GO): extracellular region
Molecular function (GO): endopeptidase inhibitor activity; protein binding
Source: RefSeq, a predicted model, not a curated record